Molecule: messenger RNA, 2976 nt
Organism: Pyricularia pennisetigena
Lineage: Eukaryota; Fungi; Ascomycota; Sordariomycetes; Magnaporthales; Pyriculariaceae
Exons: 2
Coding region: 1-2976 (991 amino acids)
Biological process (GO): chromatin remodeling
Cellular component (GO): nucleus
Molecular function (GO): protein binding; histone demethylase activity
Source: RefSeq, a predicted model, not a curated record
AUGGAACCUGAAUCCGACUACUUCGCAAACGCGCCCGAAGGUGCGAGGGAUUACGUCGUCCGUGCUCCCAAGAGUAUUCAGCUAUGGAUCCUGAGAAAGGUCUGCGACCACGCGAAAGAGAUCGAGCGACUGGAGGCGAGACACAGAAUGGAGAUUAAGACGCUAAAAAUCGAGCUCGAGGAACCCAGCUUUAGCAAAAGCAAGCGAGGACAGUCUAUCGAAAUACAGCUGGUGGAACAGCAGGCCAUGCUCGAGAAACUCAGGACCGAAAAUGAACGGCUUAAACGUGAGAUGGAAGAAGUGAAAAGGGGGAUCAAAGCCACGAAGUCAUCGCCUGUCGGGUAUAGGCGCGAUGAAGACCAAACAGAUAUGGAACCUGCCUUGGGGCCUGCUUCAGCACCUGUGCUAUCUGCAUCUAGAGGCGAGUCGGAACAUAGUAGCGACACCACUGGCAGCACUCCUCCGCAGAAUGUAGCCGAUCCAGUCGACGCUGAUAUGCCCGACGCUGCAUUCAGCAGCCCCGAGGCCCACUCGUCUACGAGCACUCCACUCAAUAGCCCCCCACAAAGCCCUUGUAAUCCGGCCAAUCGGCCUAGCAACGAUACUCGAACGCAAACAGCGACUUCUGUGAUUCCUACUGCGGCCAUGCAGCCUGAGUUUCUGUGGAAUCAAGACCCGAAUGGCCAACAGGCCUUUGUCACUGCCGACUUGGGGGAAAGACUUGCUUCCAGCAUAGCUACCAAACUAGGCUCCAACUUCUCUGGCGCGGUGCACAUCAAGGAUUUCGAACAAAUCGACCCCGAACACUUCAUAAAAAUUAUUGAUCUGCCACAAGAAGACUACGACCUUGUCGGCGUAGAAUACAAGGACAAUUCUUUGGUUUUAUCUUCUUGCGGGUUUCAGGUUCCGGAUUUCUUUCAUGCGCCAAUACCGGACGUAGAUGGCAAAACUUUCAUCGAAAACCUAAUCGCUGAGCCUCCCAAAGGGCAUAUUCCAUACUAUGUCGGCCCAUCGCUUGCAUCAUGCCAACAAAAGUUUGACAACUUUUUGCAUCCGGGCAAGCUUUCCAAACUCGUAGAUCUGAGGAAAGAAUCUGCCAAACCGGGGAUCAAUAAUGAUGGCCACGUGGCCGGCGUCACGCUCCCGUAUUGGUUACUCGGCUCGGCUCUUUCAGGCACUGCAUUGCACCGCGAAGAUGCAAACUGGCGUUCGGCCAACAUAACCUUGAUCGGGGAGAAGAUUUGGUUGCUGAUUGAUCCGGACCAUAGCAACAAGCUCGAAGAUUUUGUUGCACGUUUAAUCAAGGAGAAACGGGGCUCAUCCCGCUGUGAUCAAUGGAUUCGCCAUCACAACUUACUGAUCGGGCCGAAUCAGCUUAGUGAUGAAGGUAUCAAAUUUCGCUUGCUGACGGCGGCGCCAGGCGAUAUGGUCGUGACACAGCCAGGACAAUACCAUCUUGCGGUUAACAAGACAGCCUGUUUUGCGGUUGCUAUUAACAUCCUGUUGGAUGACGAAGAAUUGUUUCCUGAUUGCCGCGUACGCGUUUGCGAAGAAUGUGGGCUCAGUUUUGCAGCGAAUGAGAAUCUUGGCAAUGUCGAACUGUUGCCAGGCGCAAGCGAGCGCAAGUCUUUGCGACAUCAAACGCAAAUACAAAAGGCACAACAUAGCCCAAGCAGUGCUCCGCAAAACGUGCCAACGAGGACAUCUAAGAGGUUUGCCGCAAAGGCGACUGGACAACCGUUAGCAAAGAAACCAAAGGAUGAGCCGACUUCGGAUGACCUAGCCGACUUUCUGUUCAAUUCCGAUGCUCUCAACCGGUUUCAGGAACUUGUUACUGCCUGGAGAGCCCGUGAUAAUGUACGGAGCUUUGCUGUUAGUGGACUGGAUCCACAUAAGAGGGUGGCCGCCUACUAUGAACUCGCUAGCCACUUUGACUCCAAGUCAGUCCUGGCGGCGCUACUCGCUUGUGUUGCCCGAAUCCAAACCUUCAGGGAGAUGGUUAAAACAAAAGACGGCAGGAAAAAUCUGCCUCCGCAUACGCUGAAAAGUUUUUACAAUCUCUCAAACACCAAGGUCGAAUUUUCGACUUUCCGUUCCCACAUCUCUAACGCUCGGAAUUUCCAUAAGAUCCUCGGAAGUUUGGUGGUCUUUUUGCCAUUUCAAGGCAAUGGUGAAAUCUCGAUGCGUCAAUUCGAAAGAGGGUGUACUCAAGAAGAAUUCCAAAGUUGCCUGAGGUCCCACCCCCAUUUAAAAACAUUUCAGCAACUGGGACAAACCUUUCUGGAUUCAAUUUUAGAAGACAGCGGAUAUCAAAUGACGAUGUUUGAAUGUGUCCCUACCAAGCCAGAGCUGCCAAAGCUGCCUCUGGAAUGCCAAGUCCAAUUGCUUAAGGUCGGCUAUAUCCAGGAAAACUUGGGCGAAACCCCCAAUUGGCAAAAGCCCGAAGAUUGGCUCUGGGACUGGCCCCUACCCCCGGAUUGGCUGCCCCCGGAUUGUAAAUGCAUCCUCUGCGAACAGUCAAACUGCACAUGCAUUCAAAGAUACACUACCUGCGAAGGGCUUCACGUCAGCCACUAUGGCAAAAAAGGUUUUGGCAUCCAGGUGACCAAAUAUUACGGGCGACGUCAUGUUUUUGGGGAGCUUGUCGGGACUUUUGUUGAACCGGGUUUCUUCUCUAAUGGCAUGGGUUUGGUAUUUGCUAGGGAUGAUCUGGAUGGACAGCCUGUGAGUGCACAGCUGUAUACCGGAGAUAAAGGGAAUAUCUUUCGGUUUAUCAACCACCGAUGCUGUUCUCCCGCGGUCAAGAUUGAGGGUAUGAGGAUAUCUGGGAAGUACCGGAUGAUGGUAGUUUCGGCGAGGGAUGUAACUGUGGGAGAGGAGCUUACUGCAAACUGGGGUAGCGGUUUUAUAGAGGGUACAUGUUUGUGUGAAGACUGUGAAAGCAGUCGGCAUAAGCAAGGCAUUGUUAGAGUAUAA